GUCUGUUACUCCGACCUAGGAUGCUUCGAAGCUUCGGGACCCUUCGGCUACCUGGACACCCUUCCGGCAAAACCCGAUGAGAUCAACACGAAAUUUCUGAUGUACCCAGGUAGACGGAGAAGGAAGAGUGGUUCGCCUCCCGCAGAAGUGCCCUUUGAAAAGAUGACCGAAGCCUUUGAAUGGGCCAAGCAGGGUUUUAACAGCAGCCUGCAUACGAAGGUGCUUAUCCAUGGCUUUGGGAGUGACUGCAGCUAUAUUUGGGUGUAUGAAAUCAGAAGUGCCCUCAUGGCGGUUGAAGAAGUGAAUAUCAUAUGCGUCGAUUGGAGUGAUGGGGCCACACUUCCAAACUAUGUGAAAGCUUCAGCCAACACCAGAUUAGUGGGCAAACAACUGUCUCUACUCCUCAGAGGUUUGGUUGAGAAAAACGGCUUAUCCUUGAAGAAAACUCAUCUCAUCGGCUUCAGUUUGGGUGCACACAUUGCUGCUUUUGCAGGAGCCGAUUUGGGAAAUUUGAGUAGAAUAACAGGGUUAGAUCCAGCAGGCCCCUUGUUCGAAUCUCAAGACCCCAGGGCUCGUUUGGAUCAAACGGAUGCAGAUUUCGUUGACGUCAUCCACAGCAACGGCGAGAAUCUGAUCCUAGGCGGCUUGGGAUCUUCUCAACCAAUGGGUCACGUUGACUUUUAUCCUAACGGAGGGAGAAUGCAAAAAGGAUGCAGUCAUUUGUUUGUUGGUGCUGUUAGUGAUAUCAUUUGGUCAUCGCCAGUUGAAGGUCGUUCCUUAUGCAACCAUAGACGCGCAUACAAGUUCUUCAUAGACUCAGUAUCUCCAAGAUGCCAUUUUCCAGCCUUCCCUUGCGAUUCCUACGAGGAGUUUCUUGAUGGAAAAUGUUUUCCAUGUACUGAUGAACGGAAAUGCGGGAAUAUGGGUUAUUAUGCGGACAGAUCCAAAGGACGAGGACAACUCUACCUCAUCACCAGAGAUGAGGAGCCUUUCUGUGCGCAUCAAUACCAUGUGAAACUUGAAACCACCUCCAGCCCUAUCCCAGUGAAAAGCUACGGAAAAAUUCAAAUAACGCUCAUCGGAGAGAAUGGCUUGAACGAAACUUUCACUAUGACCAGGAAAGACGAUGAAGAAAUGAAACUGGGCCAAUCAAUAUCGAGGAUUCUAGUUCCUCACCCUAUUCUUUCCCAGCUCACCAAAGUGGAAAUCCUCUAUACAGCCUACAGUGGGUGGCUUUCUUCUGGUCUAACCCAGUGGAAAAUGGAUAAGGUCACGUUGAUGGAUAGUUUCGGUAAAACGUCUUCCGUAUGCAAGAAAAACCUCAUACUUGAGUCUGGUACUCCAGUAAUACUUCCUCUGUAUCCAGGAGAAUGUAACUUACCAAAAAACACCGACGAUGAAGCAGAGGAUAGGAUCGAGAACGCAGAUGACACAAAGCCGUUCAACUUCACCGACAAGAAACCCGAAUUCAUCCCAACACAAGUCGUCAGAGUAGGCUUGGAAGAUAAAUAUCUCAAGUUAGACCAAUCUGUCGCGUCGUCCGAGCCUAUAGAUUUCUAUAACUUGCCAUGGACGGACGAGAAGGAGAACGACCUGAUAGAUGAGGCAGAAUCUAGUCGCGCAUUCAAUACGAGGGUAACCAAACCAGGGCGUUUCGAUGAAGCCGAUAAAAAUGGACUCUUGAGAGAAAUUGUUGAACCGAUUCUGAAGCCGCAGUCUAGUAAAAACGCGCGAUCACACGACCCCGAUAAGGAGAAGCCGGAGAUAACCGAGCCUAUCUUGGGACCGACCACUACGAAAAAUUUAUCGAAGCUGACAAAGACUCUCGAGAUUGAACUCAAAUCAAAAGAUGGUCAAACCAGCAAAGACCCUAAGUUAGCGUUCUACGAUGCCUCAGACUCGAUAGACUGGGUUCCUAAAGACUUCUCAGCCAAACCGAAACUUGAGACCAAGCGAAAACGUGAGGACGAGUCAAGAAUAUUGAACGUUGUUAGCCACUCCAACCGCAACGACCCUAUUGAAACAAUCGCUACAACUGUACAAUUUUUGCCGAAAAGAAUAGCUAGGAUGUUUGAGGAAGCUGAGAAGUAUGCUAGAGAAAACCUGUUUCCGCUAGUGAGUACGUACACUCCGAGGUUCAUCUCUGACAUCAUCGUUCCCAAGCCAUCGAAGCCCAAGUACAUACCUCUGAAGUACAAAGAAGACACCAAUAAGGAAUCCACUUCUGCUAAACCUGAAAAGGUAGCAGAGAAAGGUAGGGAAAUGGGACAUCCUUCUCCAGUCUUGCCUGAAUCUGCGAAAAACGAUGUAACCACUCCCUUCACAUUCAUUCAGAAAAUCAAAAGGAGGGGAGACAAGACUCAGGAGGAUCUAUUGGUACCUGUCACGAAAGUAAUUGCUCAAUAUAAGCAGGAGGAAAAUGGGUUGCAGGCAACUACUCCAACACCUAAACAAGUGACUAGGAAGGCUAGGGAUGAUUUGAAUGUUAGUGGUGUCAGUAAGAAAGUUGACAGUUUUUCGGAUCACGUCGCUAAUUCUAGCAGACCAGAUCCUAGAGCCAUUUAUAUAGACUUACCCGUUUUCGAAAAAGAUGCGAACAAAAUCAAGUAUAUUCCUUUGUUGAAUUGAUUCGGGCUUUCGAGUGAGAUUAAUUAUUCGUAUAUGACAGAACUUGUAUAUAUUUGUUAUUUUUAUACUGAAUAAAAAUUAUUAACGUU
This is a messenger RNA of Leptinotarsa decemlineata (Colorado potato beetle), 2717 nucleotides long. RefSeq lists its product as uncharacterized. NCBI's taxonomy places the organism in Eukaryota, Metazoa, Arthropoda, Insecta, Coleoptera, Chrysomelidae. The record is from RefSeq and is a predicted model, not a curated record. Gene Ontology annotation, biological process: lipid catabolic process. Gene Ontology annotation, molecular function: lipase activity.